UUCAGUUGAUAUACGAUUGUUAUUUUGAGUGGACCUAAACCAGUUGUUGUGAAUUAUUUUUGUAAACUAUUUAUUAUUAUUACUACUACUACUACUAUAGUAAAUGCUCACUGUUAGGGUAGGCUGCCCCCGCCCUAAACCAAACCAACUGAAAUUAAAUCCACCCCCAGCCCCCGCUGAGUUAGAAUCGGUGAAUUGGGAUGUUUUGCAAGGCAGGUUCACUAAGAACAAUCUCUGUAAGUGUCAAGUAUAUAUAAUACCCCAAAAAAGAAACUUUCGGUAGCGCUUUAUACAAAUUAAAACAAUUGUGGACCAAACGUCUAGGAGGUCUGAAAGAAUGUACGUAAAAUACGUACUGUAAGGAUUAAGUAUACUGUUCGUCAUGGCGGUUUUGAACAUCCUUGUUGCUUGUGUCGCUGUUCUGUAUAUAAUUGAUGGCCAUUUUGUUAAGGAUUGGAAUUAUAGUUUUCGUGAGCAAAAGUCACUGGCAAUGGAUCUUCUGCACCAAAAUGCCUCUGGAGACAAGUUUGGUGCAAGUGGCUUUGGUGUAUACCGCAGGAUUAAGCGCUCAGCGCUGAUGGCUUCCUCCAAAUCUGUGUACUCUUUUGAAGUAAGAGAGGAUACAGCCCCAGGAGCAGUGGUGGGGAGGAUUGAAACGGGUCAGCCUCUGGCGUACCCCGUGCUGGUCGAUGAUGACGGGGGUGGCCUGUUUCUGCUGAAUCCAGUCUCUGGCGAGUUUACGUUGGCCCGUGCCUUGGACUAUGAGUCCGAACAGCACUACAUCCUCACAGUGGGAUCGCGCAGCCGUGCUGCUCAGGCAGCCAGGCUCAGGGUGUAUUUCAAUAUUAUCGACGUCAAUGAUAACCCACCCAUAUUCAGUUCGGACAGCUACUCAGCUGCCGUGGCAGAGGAUGCCUCUGCGGGCGCCUGCUUCCUCAUCCUCAAUGCCACAGAUGCAGAUAGCGGCAUGAAUGCAGAACUGAACUGGACAGUGGCCGCAGGAAAUGAACAUGGCAGAUUUGCAGUGAGUCACAGUGGUGCUCUUUGUCUGGAGAAAGAGCUCGACAGGGAGACAGUGUCUUUAUAUAUUCUGACAAUCCAGGUGAGUGACUGUGGCCAGCCUUUGAGCUCACGUCUUACCGGCACAGCACGUGUUACUAUACUUGUCAAGGAUGUGAAUGACAAUGCCCCGUCCUUCAAGUCCACUAGCAUGAUUCAUAUCCCGGAAGACACUCCACUCCAGACAGAAAUCAUGGUCGUUCAAGCGGUGGAUCUGGACUCUGGAUUAAACGGUCAUGUCUUAUACGAGCUGGAAAAUUGGUCUGGAAGUAGAUUCAGAAUUAACUCCACAACUGGCGCAGUUUAUCUGGAAGAACCUCUGGAUAGAGAGUUAGUUAAUGUUUAUAAGGUUCGUCUAACAGCACGAGAUCAAGGAUUUCCCCAGUUGUCCACUUCAAUGAACCUAACAGUUCUUGUUGAGGAUGUGAAUGACAAUGACCCAGCGUUUUCCAGGAGCUUCUACAAUGUCACAGUAAGUGAAGAUCUACCAAGAGGGACCAGUCUACUCCAGGUCCAUGCUUAUGACGCUGAUGCAGAUCCCAAUGGACUUCUACAGUAUUAUCUAUCCCAGGACUCGCCAUUCCUGUUGGACGCAGUGUGUGGGGUUUUGUCUCUGAAGGACAAGCUAGACCGUGAGAGGCUCCCUACACACAUACUUACUGUUUUUGCUGUAGACCAGGGAGUUGCUAAGAGAUCUGCUACAGCCAUUGUCCAGAUUACCGUCACUGACAUCAAUGACUGUGUUCCUCUCAUAUCUCCACCAUCGGUGACACUCCAUGUAUUGGAGAAUGAGGACUUCCCUCAGAUUAUUCAUCAGGUAUCAGCUUAUGAUGAAGAUGUGGGUUUGAACACCCUGCUGUUGUUUUUCAUUGACAUGGGUAAUGAAGAUGACCUCUUCUCACUCUCUCUCAAUGGCACACUUCAAACGCUUCAAAGUCUGGAUAGAGAGCAGAGAAGCCAGUACACAUUACAUAUAAUCGCUGUUGACUCAGGCAUUCCACCUUUAACAGGAACUGGUACCAUACAGAUUAUAGUGGAUGACAUCAAUGAUAACCCACCCAUAUUUGUCGAAAACUUCAUUACUGCUGUUGUGAGCGAAGACAUUCCUACAGGAAGUACAUUCUCAAGGAUACAUGCCUCUGACAUUGAUGAUGGUAUCAAUGGUGAAAUAAGGUACUUUGUAGAAAACGAGAAUGUUCCUUUCACCAUUGAUGACUUGGGACAUAUGAUCACCACAGCUGCCUUAGACAGAGAGGCCGUGAAUAGCUACAGGCUGACUGUGGUAGGCAGGGACAUGCAUCCUACCCAUCCCUUAAACAGUUCAGUCACGGUGUCUGUGAAAGUGAGCGAUGUCAAUGAUCAAUGGCCCAGGUUUCUCAAUGGUCCAUAUGUAGCUAAUAUUCCCACCACACUGGACAGAGGUUCAAUCGUUUGUGCUGUAAGUGCAAAAGAUGAGGAUACUGGAGUAAAUGCACAGCUCACCUUCUCCUUAUUUGGCCGACAUGCAGAUUGGUUCUCCAUCGAUCCAUUUACGGGGAUAGUUUUUACUUCUGAUGAAGUUAAGGUAGAAGAUGACAUCACAGUUGGUGUAAGAGUUGAAGAUGGGGGUAACGAUCCAAAGUCUGACAGCACAACUGUUACGAUCCGGUUCCAGAAUGUGUUGGAAUUUCCUCUUUUGACAGUGGGUGCCUUUGAAUACUGGGUAUCGGAAGAUGAUCCACUGGACACUCUUAUCACUAUAGUUACAGCGGAAACAACCAGAAAAGGCCCAAUCUCAUACUAUCUUGCCUCUGGAAACUUUGAGUUGAUGUUCCGGCUAGACCAAGAAACGGGGGAGCUGACAAUAGGAGCCCCUUUGGAUUAUGAGUCUUAUACGGAAUUCCAACUUUGUAUUGAAGCUAGAGAUGCAGGCUUUCCUCCUUUUUCCACUUAUGCUGAGGUUUUCAUACAUGUCAGAGAUGUGAAUGACAACUCUCCAGUUUUUACCAAGAGUGUGUACACGUGUGAAGUGUUUGAGAAUCUACCAGCAAGCGUGGUCUGUGAAGUCCUGGCUAUCGAUGCAGAUUUAGGACUUUACGGGGAGGUGCAAUACAGCAUUGUUGUCGGGAACAUGGAUGGAGAUUUCACGAUUGAUGCAAACACUGGCAUUAUACAAACAUUAAGGAGCUUAGACAGGGAAAAAAAUUUGGGUUAUAAAUUAAUCAUUCAAGCUGUAGACAAGGAAAAUACUCUGAACACAGGCACUGCAAUAGUAUAUGUAACCGUUCUGGAUAAAAAUGAUCACGCUCCGCGGUUUUUACAGAUCUUUCAUACUGAGGUUUCUGAAGAUGCCCCAAUCGGAUCCACUGUCAUUCAAAUAACCUCCACAGAUGAGGACAUUGGUGAAAAUGCUGUUAUUUCCUAUACAAUUGCCAACAACCAGUCAUCAAGUGUGUGGUUUCCUUUUGCUAUUGAGAAAACCAGUGGGAGCUUAGUAAUCGUGCAGACUUUAGACAGAGAGAUUCAGAGUCGCUACAUAAUUAAAGUUAUUGCUAACGAUUCAGCUUGGAGCGUUGGUACAGAUGUCACUGUAGAUAUUUCAGACAUCAAUGACAAUGGUCCUGUAUUUUCACAGUCCCAAUAUGUUGUUACUAUCACGGAAUCCAAAAACCAAGGGGUAUUUGUAAUGCAGGUCAAAGCCUCAGAUGCUGACAGCGGAGAAAAUGGGCAAAUUCUGUACUAUAUUGAUCCUCCAGAUGACUUAUUUGGUGUAAAUGCAUCUACCGGAGACAUUGAAACCAAGCAGCCAGUCUUGUUAAACAAACUAGAAUCUCAGAGCCUUAGCUUUAUAGUGGUGGCACUAGACUGUGGUGAAGAUCCAUAUCGAAGCAACACAACUGUCAUUGUGACCAUUGUGCCUUACAACUACUUUGCACCAAAUUUUCUGCCUUUUAGUUCUGUGCUACAUAUCCCUUAUAAUUUGGAUGUGGGAACUAUGGUAAUUCAACUGUCAGCUGUGGAUGAGGAUUAUCAGUCCAGGGCCACAGCUGUAGAAUAUACAGCUAUUGGUGGAAAUGCAUCUGUUUUCUUUGAAGUGGAUAUUUAUAGUGGACAGGUACGUCUGAAGGAUUUUCUGAGGCAAAGCCUGGAUACCAUGUUAACCCUCAUUGUUAUGGUAAAAGACAAAGGUAUACCCCCUCUUUCAUCUGAAACGAAUGUUAAUUUUGUCAUUACCAAUAAGAACCACUUUUCUCCACGUUUUUCUGAACCUUUGGUCUUGUUUUGGGCCCCAGAGGAUGUGCCUGUAGGCUUCGUUAUUGGGAGGGUCCAUGCUGAAGACAAAGAUGAUGGAAUAAAUGGGCUUCUGUCUUAUGCUUUUAAAAGUGGGAAUGACAAUGAGUUGUUUUUCAUUGGAAAAACUUCUGGUCUGAUUACACUUAUUAAAGGGUUGGACUAUGAAGUAAAAGACGUUCAUCUCCUUUGUGUCAUUGCCAAGGAUGGAGGCUGGAUAUCAAAAACAGGAGAACUUAAUGUUACAGUCAUUGUCGAGGACAUGAACGACAACCCUCCAGUUUUCUCUACUACGGAAUACAGAGUACUGGUGCCAGAAAAUGCACCGCUAGGGACAACAGUCACACAGGUAAAAGCUAGCGAUAGGGAUUCUGGAGCAAAUGCAGAAAUAACCUACUCACUGUUGACAGGAGAUCAAGAUUUGUUUGUUGUGGAUUCCAAAAACGGGACCAUUACCACUCGUGAUAUGUUUGAUUUUGAAGUGCAUCAAGCUUUCGAGCUGUCAGUGAAGGCCUCCAAUACUAGAACUUUAGCCCAUUUCAGUGUGGUGCAUGUCUAUAUCCAAAUCACAGGGCUUAAUGAAUUUGUUCCAAAAUUUAGAAAAAGCCAGUAUAACAUUACUGUUUCUGAAAGUAUGCCUGCUGGUACCCGACUUGGCAAAGUGUCAGCCACAGACUACGAUCUGGGCCCUGAUGGAGAAGUAUUUUAUUUGCUAAUUGGCCCAAGCAAAAGGGCUAUGUUCAAUAUUGACAAACAUAGUGGAGAAAUAUUUAUUGCAGGUGAUUUAAGGAAACACAGUCAUACUCCAGUGGUUUUACAAAUUUUGGCAAAGAACAGGGGUAGUAUUAAUGGGACUGACAUUGACGAAACCCUUGUCUGGGUCAAUGUUUUAGAUGCAAAUGAUCCUCCUAAAUUUUACUUUGAGCAGUACAUUGCAGAAAUUAGUGAAGACUGUGCUCUAGGGGCCUUAGUCACCCAAGUACAAGCAGAAGACCAAGAUUCUAAAAUAGAGUGGCGCCAUUUUUUUUACAGGAUUGAGCGUGGGAAUACAAACAAAUCCUUCACUAUUCAUCCUGUCACUGGAGACAUCACUUCAAAUGCGUUCUUGGACAGGGAGAGGUGGCCUGUUUACAACCUGACUGUUACGGCUAUUGACAGUGCAUCCCCACCCGCCACAGGAAGCACACAUGUUGUUGUGAUGUUGCAGGAUGUUAAUGACAAUGCCCCAAUAUUGUUUUCCAAUGAAGUUUCUGUGCUAGAGAAUCAGCCAUAUGGAACUGUUGUUACAAUUUUAAAUGCCUCUGAUGCUGAUAUUCCCCCAAACCAAGGGCCGUUUACAUACCAACUUGUGAAACCUGUCUUUGGAAGUGGUUUCUCACUGACACUUGAUGGAAUAUUGUCCACCACACAGCCAAUGGAUUGUGAACGUAACCCAAAAUACUCACUCCUUGUGGUGGUCCAAGAUGCUGGUGAUCCCCCUUUAUCAUCUACAGCUACAGUUCAGAUCAGGGUCUUAGAUGAGAAUGACAACCCUUCUGCUCCAAGGAACAUAUACAUUGAGGUCAAGUAUUAUGGCAAGUCUUUCCCGGGAGGACUCAUUGGUAAUGUCCAACCAAACGACCCAGAUGAGAUGGAUGUGUUCAACUGCAGCAUCAAAACUGGACCUACACACAUGUUUAACUUUCCUUUGGGUAACUGUGACUUGUGGUCAUCUCCAUAUGAAGGAGAGGCCACCUAUAAUAUUAGUGUUGAAGCGAAUGACUACAUUCACCCCUCAGUUAAUAGCAGCAUCUAUGUGAAUUAUAAAGGAUUCAUUGAUGCUUCAGUGAACAACUGUGUGUUGUUUUAUGUUUCUUCUCCAUCCUUCAAUGAGUUCUUGUCUUUUGAGUAUCUGAAAUUUAUAAAAGCUUUAGAUGGUGUCUUUAACCUCCAGGCUUCUAAAAGCCAUGUGUUUGCGGUUAAGGAUUUAGGAGAAUCCGUUCUUCUUUUAGCUGCAUUUAAAAGCUACAAUGGACAGUAUCUCAGUGGGGAAGUGGCAAGUAACCUCUCUGCUGCUCAGAAGAAAGUACUGGAAGCUCGGAGCCAUGUGAAAAUUUCUCACAUUACCAGCAACCCUUGCCUCACUAGUCCCUGUCAAAAUGGGGCCACCUGUAGCAGAAGUAUUUAUAUCAGCCAGGACUUUGCAGUUUUGGAGAGCCCAACAGUCAUACUGGUUUCCCCAAGGCAGAUGGAAAUAUUUAACUGCUCCUGUUUGACUGGUUUUACUGGCACAAGGUGUGAAACAGACAUUGAUGAGUGCAACAAAGAUCUGUGUAGACAUGGGGCCACCUGCAUCAAUUACCCCGGUGGUUUUUCCUGCCAGUGCAUGAGGGGUUUUACAGGCAAGCACUGCUCCAGUGAUAUUGAUGAAUGCCAGAGCGUCCCCUGCCACAAUGGGGGAACCUGCUUAAACAUAGCAGGGACAUUUCUCUGCUCCUGCCAGUUUGGAUUUGAAGGGGACCUCUGUGAGCAUGUUGUCGACCAUUGCAUGUCAUCCCCUUGCCUCCAGGGACGUUGCAUUAAUGUUCCCAUAGGAUACACUUGUGACUGUCCAUUUGGUACAGGUGGAGAACACUGUGAGGAACAGAGCUAUGGCUUUGAGGAGCUGUCAUACAUGGAAUUCCCUGCUCUGGAUCCCAAAAAUAAUGUGAUCUUCUUUGAGCUGGCUACUGUGCAGGAAAAUUCUCUGCUUUUGCACAACCAUGGUAACAAUUCAAGCUCUGAAUUUUUGGCUCUGGAGAUCAUUGGUGGGGAAGUUCAGCUUUCCUACAACCUCGGUGAUGGAGUGGUGAGGUUGAAAACACAGAAGAAGUUGACGGAUGGGCUGUUUCACAGCAUCACUGCCAGGAGGACAGGAAAGUCUGCCUCUAUUCAAGUGGACAGCUGUCCUGAUGAUACGCCCAUUGGAUACUGCUUUUCCCAAACUGAGGGAGUUGGCAGUAAAAGAUAUGGUACUGUCACGUUUUGCCGCGAUCGCUGGAGAGCGGGUGAUCACUCGGGCAAGAAGACGGGCAGAAAAGCAAGCAGGCAGCCAGGAUCGGGAAAAAAUGAGGGUUUAAUUGGGGAAACUAGGUGCGGAAAACAUCAGACGCUGACUAACAUCAAUGACAGACAAGGGAAACAGGCAAGAUCAGGACUUAAAUACAACAGGACUAAGCAACGUAAUCAGACAGGGCUGAAGACAAUCAGGGAAGCACACGUGAGGAGCCGACGAGCAGGUCAUGACAGGACCCUUGAUGUUGGUUCAAUUAACAUGACAUUUGGUGGGAUCAAGUCCAUCGAGGCCAUUUUGUUGCAUCCUGCUCAAAUCAGGACUCAUGACUUUGUUGGAUGUGUGAGGAGUGCCAAGGUGAAUGGCAAGCUGUUGGACUCCUCAGAAGCCCUGACAUCUUACAAUGUGUUGGAGGGCUGCCCUCGUGCUACAACUGCCCCCUGUCACGGUGGUGUCUGCUUAAAUGGGGGGGUGUGUCUGGACCACUGGAGCCACCAUUACUGCCAAUGUCGUGAACUCUUCACUGGGGUCAGCUGUGCCACAGCACUGACAGAGAACAAUGCAGUGAGACUCAAUGGGCAGUCCUACAUCGAGUAUAUUAUUAAGGAGAGCUACAAGAGAGAGCAGCAUCUUACAGACCUGAAGAAGGGAGGAGAUACAAAUGCUGCAGUAGCAGUCCACAUGUCUCGGAUGGAGGUCAAAUUCAUAACUACUGAGCAUGAAGGAAUCUUAUUCUCCUACUGGGGAGGACGAGGUGGUGUAAUACUUGGGAUAAAGGAAGGGAAACUUGUCUACCGCUCGAGUGGCAAUGUGUCCAGCCACCUGACAGAGGCCUUUGUGAAGGCUGAGCUGCACCAGGCUCGUUGGCAUGUUCUUCACCUUGUCAAAGAUGGGCCCACCUCCAUACUGUAUGUGGACAGUGUGCCUGUCAUGAACACCACUGGCCCCAUUCAUGAUGUGGACAGGAUCAUGCUAGGCGGAGGCAUUCAGCCACACACAGAAAAUGAACUAGCUGGAUUCUCAGGAUGUGUUGAGUAUUUCAAGUUCAACGGGCAUGUUCUGCCAUUUGACGGGUUCAGUGAGAUGGUGCAUUUCCGGGCCAGUCCAACGCUGUCCCACACAGGAUGCUUAUUUCAGGAUGCAUGUAGUGGUCCAAAUUGCUGGGAAGAGAAUUCUUCCAUUGCAUCUUGCGCAUCUAAGGCAUGCCAAAAUGGAGGCACCUGCAACAAUACUGACCUGGGCAACACGUCAUGCAUCUGCCUGCCUAACUUCGAAGGGAAACACUGUGAAUUGUGCUCAUCUUCAAAACACAACCCCCCUCUUUGCGCUGAGGCUCACCAUGGUACGCCACUGUGGAUUAUUGGGGCCAUUCUCCCAGCAUCCCUUGUUCUUCUCAGCUCAGCACUACUUGUUCUCCUCAGACGGCUUGGAUCAAAGUCUCAUACUCAAAGUAUGAUAUCUGAGAAGACUUGUAGGUACGCUGAAUGGGGUGGGCAGGGCAUGGACAACAAGGCCUUUCAUGGUGAGAGUGGUAAUGUACUCCAGCAGACCAAAUGCAUCAAAGCAGGAAGUCAUCCUGACAUCAUCAGGGAUGAGUUGCAGGAUAACCAGACAUUAGACCAUGUUGCCCAGAGUGGCAGGGAAACCAGACCUGUCCCGUUGCAGGCAGACCCCAGAAACAGUGAAAUUGAGUACUAUGAAGUAGAUAGCUUUUGUAGCAUUUUUCAGUCUGAAACAUACACUGAGAUAGUGGAACCAGUCCGCAAGAAUAGAGAGUGGCCCUUGCAAACAACUGUGCAGCAAGAGUUUGUAGACAGGCAGAGGCAAGAAAACUUAUCUCAGAGGCAUUCAGUUGGACCAGAUUCUUCAAAGUCUAACUGGGGAGGAGAGCGACCCCACCAGGGAGAUGUAAUCUGCAACUGCAUUGGAAGAGGCCACUUACAUCAAUCAGAUUACAAACUCAAAUCGAGUAAAAAUUCCUUGAGGAAAAUCCAGACCCCUACCGUAGAGGUACUCCCCAUGGGGCUCUCCGUGGAUGAGCUGAGAAGGCUGACUGCAAAACUGGACAAACAACUAACUGCUGGUGUAGGGCAUCCAGAAUGUUCUCAGCCUAGGCCAGAGGACAGCUCCUCUGAAAGUGUUUCCCACAGUGGCUUCACUUGCUCGGUGCAUGAGAGUGAGAGGGAGCUGCCCUUCAUCCGCCUGGGAGAACAGGAACGUAUCAGUGAAAGCACCUACUCUCCUCUAAACGGUGGGGCUCCACUUGCAGAGGUCAAGGGGGAUGUGGAUGAUCGCUCUAAUGAAACUGUGCAACACUGGGAACGCCUGCUGAAUCUUGGUCUGCACUUUGACACCUAUGCCCACGUAUUUGAGGACAUUGCAGCACUGACAAUGGACCAUAAAAAUGACUCUGAUGUGCAAAGCGAUGGGGAAGAAAUCAUAUAAUGGAGACUAAGGAUAUUUCCUGUUCACCCGAGCAUUGCAUAGAACUGACAUUAGUAAAAUAUAUUUGGACAAAAGAAUAUUAUCUAUGCAAGCCUCAAAGUGUGAUCAAUAUAUCUUUUGUCUAAAUUCUUUUCCCAAGCACAGCCCACUGUAUGCUUUUGCAGUACUAUUUUUUUGUUCCUCAAUGAGUCAUAAAAUGCAGCUACAUCCUUUUUCACGUCAUUCUUCUCUUCUCUGACAAGGUUUCUAAAGCAGUGUUCGUAAUUAAAAUUAUCAUGCGGACUGUGUGUGUGUUGUGAUGUGUAUAUAAACUCCUUCUAUUCAAUGUUAA
This is a messenger RNA of Brienomyrus brachyistius, 10136 nucleotides long. Its product is annotated as protocadherin Fat 4. Gene Ontology annotation, biological process: adherens junction organization; cell-cell junction assembly; cell morphogenesis. Bases 383 to 9805 code for a protein of 3140 amino acids. The transcript is spliced from 17 exons. Lineage: Eukaryota; Metazoa; Chordata; Actinopteri; Osteoglossiformes; Mormyridae. Gene Ontology annotation, molecular function: calcium ion binding; cadherin binding. The record is from RefSeq and is a predicted model, not a curated record. Gene Ontology annotation, cellular component: plasma membrane; adherens junction; catenin complex.